UCUUUUUUAAGAAUGUUCCUGCAGAGAGUUGAGAAACACUUCAUGGUGGGACACAGGGCCACCUACUAUGUCUUCACCAAUCAGUUGCCUGCCGGGCCCCAUGUUCCCCUCCGGGAAGGCCGGAGGGUGGUGGUCCUCAAGGUUCCCCGCACCCUGCGCUGGGAGGACGCGUCCAUGCAGAGGCUGACAAUAUAUUUUCUAAGAUUAACUCCACAAUUCCUCCGUGAGGUGGACUACCUGGUGUGCACAGAGGUGGACAUGAAGUUCCGCGACCACGUGAGUAUGGAGACCCUCUUUGGCACCCUGCACUCCAGUUUCUACCAGGCAGCCCACAAGGACUUCAGCUACGAGCAUUGGCCACAGUCCCAGGCGCACAUCCCCAGGGGCAAGGGCGACUUUGACUACAAGGGGGCCUUUUCUGGGGGGUCGGUGGUAGAGGUUCACCAACUGACCUUGGCCUGUCACCAGACAAUGGGGGUCAACCUGGCCAAUGGGAUUGAGGCUGUGUGGCACGACGAGAGCCACCUGAACAGGUACCUGCUGGGCCAUAAGCCCAUUAAGGUGUUGUCCCCAGACGACCUGUGGGACCCACAGCUGCUGGCCUGGCCCCCCAUCAUGAGGAAGCUGAGAUUCAUGGCUGUGCCCAAGAAUCACCAGGACGGCAGCAGUGGUUAGUACUUGAGGAGUCGUUUUGGUGCCCACCGGGUCUUUCACCCGAGUUAACAGAUGAGUCAGAAGGAAGGAUGUCAUCAGUUAGGAAGUAUAGACGAAGGUCAGAGUGGAGGUGGGCAAAGGCCUCUUUCAGAGAGCAGGGAAGCUCUGAGCUGCUUCUAUACACCUUGCCC
Molecule: messenger RNA, 845 nt
Organism: Zalophus californianus (California sea lion)
Lineage: Eukaryota; Metazoa; Chordata; Mammalia; Carnivora; Otariidae
Product: histo-blood group ABO system transferase 2-like
Exons: 4
Biological process (GO): carbohydrate metabolic process
Cellular component (GO): membrane; vesicle; Golgi apparatus
Molecular function (GO): glycoprotein-fucosylgalactoside alpha-N-acetylgalactosaminyltransferase activity
Source: RefSeq, a predicted model, not a curated record